AGUUACACAAGUACCAAAUUUACGCUUUUCAGUACCACGACAAUGCGACUUAUUUUGCUAACGAUACUUUUUAGUUUAGGGGUUUCAGCAACAGAAAAGGAAAUCGCACGUUUUCCUUUCGACCAUCACUCCACGAAGUACUGCCCGGAGAACCAGUACUACAACCAAGUUUCGCAGACUUGCCAACUGUUGGUACUAACUUAUGAUGAUGGUAUUUGUGACGAUGUUCCAGAGGGAGAAAUCGUGCUGAAGGAGUGUACUUGUGGGUGUAGGUACUACUGGGAAUGUCAGGGGAAAAACCAGACGCUCAAGCAAUGUCUGUAUCAGUUGUACUUUGUCGAAGAAAGACAGCUAUGUACCAGCAUUACUGAGUGCACAGACCAGACGAGGACCCCUCUUCCUUGGACUACUACGUUUCCGUCUACGAUGUCAUCAACCCUAGGUUAUAACGAUAUAAGAUGCUAUGGACACGACGGCGAGUACUACCCUGAUAUAGCUUGUGACAGAUUCGUCUAUUGCGAAUUAGGAUGGGGUCGUGAAUUUAGCUGCCCCACUGGUCUCUACUUUAACGAAAAAGAGUCUAAAUGUGGACCUUUUUCAGAAUCGUUCUGCGCCGGAGAUCCUAGAUGCAACCCAGACGGUACUCCAGAUCUACUACCAGACCUAACAGACUGUACCAAGUACGUCGAAUGUUACGGGGGCUAUUCGUACUCGAUGAGUUGUCGAGAUGGUUUGUGGUUUAGUGCCGACCAAAAGACUUGCGUUCCACCGGAAGAAUCGGGCUGCAUUGCGUCGACUACAGUACCAUCAACGUCAAAGUUGCCAGACCACGACCCAAGAUGCAUAGGGAAUCAAGGUUCGCUGGUACCACACCCCCAAAGCUGUGACAAAUUUUUAGAAUGUCACCAAAGUCGUACUUUCGAAAGAACGUGUCCUUCGGGGUUGCACUUCGCUGGGGACAACGGACGUUGCGUUUCGCCCAAAAUAUCAACUUGUGUUUCAAAAUAAUUUUAUUUUAAUAUAAUAAUACAAUAU
This is a messenger RNA of Zophobas morio, 1035 nucleotides long. Its product is annotated as probable chitinase 10. The transcript has 5 exons. Gene Ontology annotation, molecular function: chitin binding. Lineage: Eukaryota; Metazoa; Arthropoda; Insecta; Coleoptera; Tenebrionidae. The record is from RefSeq and is a predicted model, not a curated record. Bases 43 to 1008 code for a protein of 321 amino acids. Gene Ontology annotation, cellular component: extracellular region.